This is a messenger RNA of Myxocyprinus asiaticus (Chinese sucker), 3634 nucleotides long. Its product is annotated as adhesion G protein-coupled receptor F4-like. Gene Ontology annotation, cellular component: membrane. Gene Ontology annotation, molecular function: G protein-coupled receptor activity. The transcript is spliced from 16 exons. The record is from RefSeq and is a predicted model, not a curated record. NCBI's taxonomy places the organism in Eukaryota, Metazoa, Chordata, Actinopteri, Cypriniformes, Catostomidae. The coding region runs from base 433 to 3117 and encodes 894 amino acids. Gene Ontology annotation, biological process: G protein-coupled receptor signaling pathway; cell surface receptor signaling pathway.
GUGCACCCUCUCCAUAUUUUUUUUACAUUACACUCAGAACUUUAAGAGUGAUCACUCAUUGAAAAUCAAGCACAUUGCAUACAUAGGACAAUAAUGCUUUAAGGAAUUGUAAAGUGUAGAGAUAACUCAACACAGGCUUACUUGUUUGAGCUAGAAGCAGACUCAUUAAUAUAUGAGGAAAUAACAAACCAUCUUCAAAACUUCAAAACAAAUGUGGGAAGCGCGACUGUAUCAAAUGUCACCAUUACAACAAAUUGUAGUAAAAAUUGUGAUGGAAAGAAAAAGACCUGCUUUUGCAAGGCGGGAUACACAUGGACCUUGGACAUUUGCGAAAAGUACAAGUGUUGCAACAACAAAACUUGCAUUCUUAAUGAUGUAGAUGCCGCUGUGUGUCAGUCUGACAAAAGAGUAAGCAUCAAAGGAUCAACCACUAUGACAGGAUAUGAAUACAAUCAAUUUUUUGACUUUAACAACCAAGAAACUGAAAAUUACCAAGAGAAAAUCAAGGAAAUAACUGAUCAGCUCAAAACUAGUUUCAGCACUUUGCCAUGGUUUUACUCGCUGGUUAUCACGAAAAUCAGCAAGGGCAGUGUGAUUGCAGACUAUGUGGUGCAAUUGCUUGGUCCGCUUGCUAACAUUACUCAGCUUCAGAUUAUAGCCAAUAACCUCUCUGGAUCUACCAUUGUGACAGAAGGACUCGUAACUAUCCGUGUACUCCAGAAUCAACCCAUUGCUUUUGGCUCAGAUGCAACUGUAAUUUGUGAAACUCAACAGGACCUGGGAUCUGUAAAGUGGCUCUUGACAGAUGCACAGAAUAAAACAAAAGAAAUUACAAAUGGAACAGAGGCUACCUUGACUAAGGCAGAUUUUGCUGACACUCUAAAUCUAAGUAGCAUUUCAGGAAGUUGGAAAGGAACAUUUACAUGUCAAUAUACAACAAACUCCAUCCUACACACAGCAAGUGACCAGUUGGACAUAGCACUAUUGCCAGACAUUCGUGGCAUAAGUUAUCCUCAAUUUCCUGAUUGUAGAGAUCUGACGAAACCAAAGCCUGUGGUUAAAAUUGAGUGUUCAAUCUCUAAAAGCAUAGAAAAUUACACCGUUACAUGGAGCAGCACUGACCUCAAUGAUCUAACGAGUCAACCAACAGAGUUCAAAGGGAGUUUUAUCUCUUACAAAGUGGAAGCAACAAUAAAUUGUUCAAAAGAAAUAGUGACAGCCAAUUGUAAAUUCAAGAACAACAGAGUCCAGACCAAUCUAUUCAGAGAAAAGUCUGUGGAAAUCUUCAUCAUUAAAGCAGACUCAAAAUUCUGUGAAGCUGACAAUGACUGGCCAAUCGCAAAAUACAAUUGCACAGCCAUUAGGUAUUGUGAUCGCUUUAGUGUUGGUGAAAAACAGAGAACAUGCAAAGAGACAUGGCAAUCGGAAAUUUCUAAAUGUGUGAAUCCGGACCUGCAUGGUAUUCAGAAGAAUGUAAAGGAAUUAGAAAAAGGAAUUGGGUUAAUUGAGGAGGAAGCACUCAAUCUUUUCAACCAGUUACAAAAAACAACCACCACUGACAAUUUCAUCUCCUUUGCCAAUAUUUAUACAUCUGUUGAUAUUAUUGAUGUCAUAAAUAAGGUAUCUAAACAACAGCAACAUCAAUGGAAUGACUCUAUCAUGCCUGAUUUUGUCAAGUCUGCAAGCAAUCUUUUGAAUGAAACAAAACCCUGGCUAGAAGCUAAACAUGAUCCCGACUUAUCUGUAAAAUAUCUACUGUCUUUUGAGAACAUGAUAAGGAACUCAAACCUGUCUGAACCUUUCCAUGCAGAAAACAUUCAACUAAUGUACUGUAAUAAUAGCAACCCCAAUUGCAAAAUCUCCAGUGCCAACGUCACGUCAAACAAUAUCAUUGUAGCGGUCGAAUUCAGGAACCUGGCUCAAAUUUUACCAAGACCCCUGGAGGAUAAAAGCAAUCUAUCAGAUGCGCCCAUCUUGUCAAUUACCAUGGUAAAUAACUCCAAUGAGAGAGGUGGGUUUACGGUUAAUCUUACGUUCAGAUAUGCGGAUCAAAGACUUCCAAACCAUAAAAUGUUUUGUGUUUUCUGGGAUGAAACUCUGAAGAACUGGUCUGAGGAGGGGUGUCAGUGGUAUGGUAUGGACAAUCCAAAUCUCUGCACAUGUAAUCACAACACUUCAUUUACCAUGCUGAUGUCCAAAUCUCCAGUGACCCUUCUGUAUAUGGACGAACUGACAUAUGCUGGCUUGGGAAUUUCAAUGGUUUCACUUGUUCUGUGUUUACUGAUCGAGGUUUUGGUAUGGAAUACGGUUGUAAAAUCGAACGUCUCCAAUUUUCGGCAUAUAGCCUUAGUCAACAUUUCCAUUUGCUUGCUGCUCGCAUAUAUUGGAUUUUUGGCAUCUGUCAAUCCAACGGAAAUCAUCUCAAAUUGGUGUGUGAUCCUCACAGUUGUCAAACAUUUUUGUUUCCUGUCCGUCUUUUUCUGGAUGCUGUGUUUGAGUUUUGUGCUGCUUCACCAAAUAAUCUUUGUCUUUGAUCAGCUACGGAAAAAGGUCUAUUUGGGAUUGUCUAUCACUCUUGGGUAUGUAUGCCCAUUUCUGUGUGUAGCAGCAACCUUUAUUAGCUUUGGGAAUGGUAAGCAUGGUGAAUACUAUUCAAAGGAGACGUGCUGGCUAAUAUACAAGGGUCCAUUCAAGGGAUCCAUGUUUGCCUUUGUGAUUCCGGUUGGAACAAUUGUGUUCAUAAACAUGUUCACUCUUGUUGUGGUGAUCAUCAAGAUAGUAACACCAACUGUAUCAGAUGCAAAGGCUCUGGAUGAAAAGGACGUUGCCAGAAGCAUUAUCAAGACAAUAGUCUUCCUCUGCCCUGUCCUUGGGAUCACAUGGAUCUUUGGACUGUUUGUGCUCAUGAUUGACCUUACAGAAUAUCCCUUAGCACAAAUUGUGAAUUAUGCAUUUACAGCGCUCAAUUCACUACAGGGCUUUUUCAUAUUGCUUACAAACUGUAUUGGAGAGAAAAAGGUUCGUGAUGCACUUCUAAAGCGUUUUAAAGGCCAGCAAUCUGUGCAUUCCAAAAGUGAAAGUUCAACAAAAGCAGGGUCCUCAGUAGUGAAGGAAUAAUGAUUGGACAUUGGAUUUUUAAAAUCUGGAUAUGAAAGGUUUAGCUGAUGAAUGCUGAUGUACUGUGCCAAAGGAGAAGAAGAAAAUUUGAUUUAGCAAGUGUCUGUGCCAUAUAUGUUUUGUAAGCAGAUUAUUAUAGCUAUUAAAGAAUGACAUUUUGAAGUUUUAACAUUGAAAAUCUAUUUGUGAUAUUUUUGUUGAAACUUUUAAUAUAUUAAUUAAUGUAUCUACUUUUUUUGCAAGGGUGAGUGAUUAGUUUUGCCUUCUGAAAAUGGAAUUUGAUGCUUGCAUGUCUGCGUGAAUAUAAAUAGCCUAUUUGGUAUUACUUAAAACUGCUCUUACUUUGUAAGAGACAGCUUUAAUUAAGUUUAAAUUUGUUGUUUUAUGUAAACUAAAAAUGUUUGGACUGUACAUUACUGUAUGCUUUCUCUUCUUUUUCACAAUUUUAAAAAGUGUGUCCAUUAUAUUAUAAUUUUGCUUUAAUGCAACUUGUGUGACUGUUGUAUUUUUGUGGUAA